AAAGUCUUUUCAAGAUUGUAAUUUAAAUAUAUACAUAUAAUUAAAUUAAAAAUUAAAAUUAAAUAUUGUAAGCAAAUGAAAAUAUAUUUUUUAAUAUAAUUUAAAUUUUAAAACUUUUAUUUGUAUAUAUACAUAUGGUGCAUGAAAAUACCUACUAUCUCCCAUAUUUAAACAGUAAAAUGUACUAGAUCUUUGCCCUCUUUUUGAUAAGAUGAUGUAUCAGUAAUUAGCUCCACCUCAUUAGUUCGAUUAAGGCAAAUGAUAACCAAAAAACAGUAAAUAAAAUGUUAAAAGCAAUAAUGGUAACAAAAUCAUUUUGAUGCAUGAAUGAUUACAAAAACAAAGUUGAUCCAAAGCCACGUUUACCAGUUCAAGGCAGACAAAUCUACCAGUAUUAUAUCUAACCAUAAACUUACAACUUCUGAAUUAUCCUUUUUGUUUUGUUCAGUUUAUAAAACUCAAAGCCUUCCACAAUUAAUGGAGUCAUAAGCUGAUCUAGAUAGAGGUUAAUAGAUUACAGAAAACAUGCAAGAACUUACUUCUACGUUCGUCUCUCGUUCCCUCGUCCCGACCACUUACACACGACCUCAACUACGACCAAAGUCAAUAGUUACCAUGACCGUUUGCAUGGACCAAUCACGCAAGGAGAAAGUGGUUGUCAUAAUGGGAGCCACGGGGACAGGCAAGUCACGUCUCUCAGUCGCCCUAGCAGAUCGUUUCUCCGGAGAGAUCAUCAACUCUGACAAAAUGCAAUUCUACAACGGACUGGAGAUCGCCACUAAUCAAAUCACUAUUCCUGAGCGGUGCGGAGUCCCUCACCAUCUACUCGGCGAGCUUCCUGUAGAUGACAGCGAACUAACUGCCUCCGAGUUCCGCUCCGUGGCGUCACGGUCUAUCUCUGAGAUAUCCUCUCGUGGGAAGCUCCCGAUAAUAGCAGGAGGAUCUAACUCUUUCGUACAUGCCCUCCUUGUAGAUCGUUUUGACCCCGUAACCAAUCCAUUCUCUUCUAAGCCGUCCAUUUCUUCUGAGCUGAGGUACGAUUGCUUCUUCCUCUGGGUAGAUGUCUCGGUCUCAGUUCUGUACGACUACCUCUCAAAACGUGUCGACCAAAUGAUGGAGUCGGGAAUGUUCGAGGAGCUCGCAAGUUUCUAUAACCCUAGAAACUCCCGGUCCACAAUCCGAACCGGGAUUCACCGGGCUAUAGGAGUACCGGAGUUCGACCGGUACUUCGGAGUCUACCCGCCGGAGAAAAGACACAAUGUGUUCGAGUGGGACCAAGCGAGAAAGGCGGCGUACGAGGAAGCAGUGCAUGAGAUCAAAGACAACACGUGGCGGCUUGCCAAGAAGCAGAUAGAGAGGAUCAUGAUGCUGAGAAGCAGCGGUUGGGAGAUUCACAGGUUGGACUCUACGGCGUCGUUAAGGGCAUCGUCAAGAGAGGUUUGGGAGACGAACGUUUUGAGGGAAAGCGUCAAGAAUGUUAAACGCUUCUUGCUUAAAGACUAGAGGAUUUAUAUACAUAUAUAAUAAAGAAAACUUAUGUGUAGUCUGUUUCAAAAAAAAAUUAUAGUUCAGCUAGAUUUUAAGUGUCUUUAUAAGUUGGCUUGGGCCUUGGCUAUAUGUAUCAUAAUAAGCUUUAAGUGUACGGAUAGUUAACGGUAUAUUUUUCACCAUCAAUAAAACUAUAUCAUUGCAGU
Messenger RNA from Brassica napus (rape), 1694 nucleotides. Its product is annotated as adenylate isopentenyltransferase 8, chloroplastic-like. Lineage: Eukaryota; Viridiplantae; Streptophyta; Magnoliopsida; Brassicales; Brassicaceae. Gene Ontology annotation, biological process: tRNA modification; cytokinin biosynthetic process. The record is from RefSeq and is a predicted model, not a curated record. The transcript is spliced from 2 exons. The coding region runs from base 526 to 1503 and encodes 325 amino acids. Gene Ontology annotation, molecular function: tRNA dimethylallyltransferase activity; AMP dimethylallyltransferase activity. Gene Ontology annotation, cellular component: mitochondrion.